Molecule: messenger RNA, 900 nt
Organism: Argiope bruennichi
Lineage: Eukaryota; Metazoa; Arthropoda; Arachnida; Araneae; Araneidae
Exons: 3
Coding region: 4-783 (259 amino acids)
Biological process (GO): central nervous system formation; regulation of Toll signaling pathway; innate immune response
Cellular component (GO): extracellular region
Molecular function (GO): Toll binding; growth factor activity
Source: RefSeq, a predicted model, not a curated record
AACAUGAUGCCUCAGGCCGAACCUCUAAAGUCUACUCCCCCACAGACGUCUUUGUCUAACAUGACAAACAUUCUGGAGGAAGAGUCCAAAAUGAAAGCCACCUGGAUCUUUCUAGACAAACCUCCUGAAGAAGCCUUGAAUGAAGAAAAGUUAAUAAGGAUGGCAAACUGGGUGUCACAAGUGACAGCUCUACCACCUGUGGGAAAGUAUCCCAAUACCAAGAGGCAGGAGACAGCUGGGACUUGGGAACAAGGACCAGAGUCUGAAAUGAAAGAACCUGCUGGAUCUAAGAAGCCUCCAGGUUGUGCCCAGUACGGACGCUAUUAUUGCAGUUACAAAGAAGAUUAUCCCAUUGACGUGGUAAGUCAAGUGAUAAAAUAUAUGAAAUGGCCACUGGAAAAACUGUUUCGAGAUCUGAAGCAUCAACGCAUGCCACGGAUCGCAGAGAAUGCUGACGGAGCCUUGGUGUGCGAUUCAAUCACUCGCAUGAUCAGACCUGGAUGGGCUAAGAACAAUAAUGGUCGGUGGGUGGUGGUUAUCAAUACAGAGCAGUAUGCACAAUUUGUGACAGAAGUUAUAUGCAGAUAUGACAAUUCCUACUGCAAUUUCGUACCACCAUGCUAUCAAGCAACUUGCCAGCAACGAUACAACACCCAAACAUUACUAGCAAUCGAUCCUUACAAUCCACAUAAAGGGCCUUUCCUAUCGAAAUUCCUCUUCCCAUCUUGCUGUGUUUGCUAUGUGCCCAAGGUGAAGUUCGACAAAGGCAGCGAUGACUACUGAUUCGUUUAAAAACUGUUAAGAGGAUCGUCUGCUUCGUUUCAGGUACAUCGUUUAGUUUUUAUGUUAUAAAUAACAUAUAACUAACAAAGAGACAUUUUUCAAGAAACGGAAACGAAU